UCCCGCCACUCAAGCCAAGGAGGGGACAGUGAGCGCAGGACUCAAAGGAAGCACCUGGCUGGUCCUGGCCAGGAAGCCUAGGGAUGAUCACCGAGGUGCAGCCUGCCAUAUUCGCCAACGUGCUGGGCGUGUCUCUCUCCUUGCUUGUCAUUCUCUAUCACUACGUGACCCUCAACAAUCCCAAGAAACAGGAAUGAAAGUGGUACUUUCUCCACCCCAGGGUUCCAGGACAUAGUCUGAGGCCAGAUGGAGGGUGUGAGGGGCCCUUCACACUUCACUUCAUCCCUUCUGCCCAUCACAACAUACAAAGCAACUACACCUGGAAUUUUCCAAACAAGUUUUAUUUCCUCAGUCUUCUUAACCUUAUGGAACAAGAAGCUGCCACUGAAUAGAGUCCAGUAUGGGGGCUACUUUCUUUUC
This is a messenger RNA of Octodon degus (degu), 420 nucleotides long. RefSeq names its product dolichyl-diphosphooligosaccharide--protein glycosyltransferase subunit 4-like. Bases 84 to 197 code for a protein of 37 amino acids. The transcript has a single exon. The record is from RefSeq and is a predicted model, not a curated record. Gene Ontology annotation, cellular component: oligosaccharyltransferase complex. Lineage: Eukaryota; Metazoa; Chordata; Mammalia; Rodentia; Octodontidae.